This is a messenger RNA of Rhizoctonia solani, 264 nucleotides long. RefSeq lists its product as uncharacterized. Bases 1 to 264 code for a protein of 87 amino acids. The record is from RefSeq and is a predicted model, not a curated record. NCBI's taxonomy places the organism in Eukaryota, Fungi, Basidiomycota, Agaricomycetes, Cantharellales, Ceratobasidiaceae. The transcript is spliced from 3 exons.
AUGGCAAAUCGACCAGAGGCAGAAGUUAUAAUUAAUUUCCAAGAUGGCUACUCCUAUUCCAGAGGUCGAAUGGAUGCAGCAUUAGCAAGUGGGGUUCUAGAUAAGGCUACUGAAAAAAAGGCAAUCGAGUAUGCCGGAUUGAACAAAGCUGAUAUCAAGCUUUUGCAAACCGAGAUGGAGGUCACGGAAGCUCAGGCAAAGAAGGCCCUGUCCGAAAAUAAUGGUGAUAUUGUAAAAACGCUCCUCUCACUUGUGUCGGCUUAA